AUGUGUGAUCUACGACCAUUUAAAAAUCAAGUUUAUGAAACACUUAAAAAAAAACAUAAUUCACAAAAUUUAUUUGUUGAUUCAGAAUUUCCAGCAACAAGUAAAUCAAUAUAUCAUUCAGGAAAACAGUUAAAGGAUGUUCAAUGGUAUAGACCACCGAUAGUUUUUCGAACUCCUCAAUUUGUAAUUAAUGGUUUUCAACGUGGUGAUCUUGAUCAGGGUGAAGUCGGAAAUUGUUGGUUUAUUGCUGGUGCUGGUGCUGUAACACUUAAUCCUGAUCUUCUUCAACGUGUUGUUCCAUCUAAUCAAUCAUUUGAUGGAAAAGAUUAUGCUGGAAUUUUUCAUUUUCGAUUUUGGGUAUAUGGUCAAUGGUAUGAUGUUGUUAUUGAUGAUCAAUUACCAUUUCAUUCGGAUGGUAGACUUGUAUUUUGUCGUAAUAAAAAAGAUAAAAAUGAAAUGUGGUCUCCGUUAUUAGAAAAAGCUUAUGCAAAAUUAUGUGGUUCAUAUGAAGCAAUGGAAGGUGGUUUUACAACAGAUGCUUUAAUUGAUAUGACAGGAGGAAUUGAAGAAGCAUUUGAACUUAUUAAUUCAUCAACAGCAACUAGCGAAUUCAAGGAACAAAUAAAACGUGUUCUUUGGCAAGCUUAUUUACGUAAAUCAAUGCUUGGAUGUUCAAUUACUGCUGAUCCAAAAGUAACUGAAGCUCGACUUCCAAAUGGUCUUGUUAAAGGUCAUGCUUAUUCAAUAACACGGGUAGGUGAUGUAACGACUAGCUCUGGUUCUGUUACUCUUAUUCGAUGUUUAAAUCCAUGGGGAAAUGAAACUGAAUGGAAUGGCAAAUAUUCAGAUAAUUCGCAAGCAUGGGAUGCAAUUAGUGAUGAAGAAAAACAAGAAUUAGGUGUACAUGCAUUACAUGAUGGAGAAUUUUGGAUGAGUUUUGAUGAUUUUUUUACUAAUUUUCAUCAAUUACAUAUUUGCCAUCGAGGACCAGCUAGUUUAGGUACAACAGAAGAAGAUGCUGGUGCUUGUACAUGGAACAAUUUAUUUCGAGAUGAUAAAUUAACAUGGAAAGAAGAAAUGUUUCAUGGUGAAUGGGUUCCUGGUUCGACAGCCGGCGGUUGUGGUCAACCAAAUAAAGAAAAAUAUUGGACAAAUCCACAAUAUUUAGUUCGAUUAAAUUUUAUUGAUGAUGGUGACAAUGAGAAUUUAUGUACAAUGAUUAUAGCUUUAAUGCAAAAAGAAACACGUCAACGUCGUCUACGUGGUCUUGAAGGUGAAGAUUAUGUACAAUUUCGUGUUUUUAAAGUAAGAAAUUUUGAAAAUUUAUCCUAA
This is a messenger RNA of Rotaria sp. Silwood2, 1332 nucleotides long. The record is from the annotation of a GenBank genome assembly. Lineage: Eukaryota; Metazoa; Rotifera; Eurotatoria; Philodinida; Philodinidae.